Messenger RNA from Trichechus manatus latirostris (Florida manatee), 1247 nucleotides. RefSeq names its product fibroblast growth factor-binding protein 1. The coding region runs from base 134 to 835 and encodes 233 amino acids. The transcript is spliced from 2 exons. Gene Ontology annotation, biological process: cell-cell signaling. Lineage: Eukaryota; Metazoa; Chordata; Mammalia; Sirenia; Trichechidae. Gene Ontology annotation, molecular function: growth factor binding. The record is from RefSeq and is a predicted model, not a curated record.
UUGCACUUUAAGUAAAUAGCUUUCCCCGCCUCACGCCACAGAUCCGUCAGCUGCAAGCCUGAACGUUCACUCUAGCUUCUGGGAUUACACAGGACCUGCAGCCUCAGGACAAGGUUCCCCCCAAGCUGAAGCUAUGAGAAUCCAGAGCCUCGCCCUACUCUCUUUCCUCCUGGCCGCUCAGGUGCUCUUGGUGGAAGACAAAAAGGAAAGAGGCAGGAAGAAGGGGCACAGUCUGGGACGCACACGCCUGGCUAAGGGUGGCUUUCUUACCCCAGACCAAGCAGAGUGUAGAUGGGCCGUGGUGGAGGACAGCAAUGGUGCCAGGCUGAAGGUUGAGUGCACCAGAGUGGAAAACCAGUUCUCCUGUUACUUUGCCGGUAAUCCGCACUCAUGCCCAGAUUUUGCGAACAAAAAGAGGGUCUACUGGAAACAAAUUGGCCGGAACCUAGCGCAGCAGACGAACAUCUGUGAGCGCUCCCAGACUGUCCUGAAGACUAGGCUGUGCGGAAAGAAGUUUCCGGAAGCCUAUUUAAAGAUGAUGAACUCCACUCUGAUCAAAACAAAGGAAUCCACAGAGAAGUUCAUACAGCAAACUGUGAUCACAGAGGCCAAAACAAUGAGCACCACCACUACCCCAAAGCCAGCUAUGGUCAUUGAGACCAAAGAGACCACCCCAGCCAAAGCCCAACAGCAGACCAUGAGCGCCAAUGGUCCCGAGUGUGAGCAGGACCCAGACGUGCAGUACCAGAGGAAACUGGCUGGGGACUACUGUGGCGACUCCUGGGCCUCCUUCUGCCAAUUCUUCCUCACCAUGUUACAGGACAAACCAUGCUAAUGACGUCAAAGAGCAUGGAAACCAUCCCGUCCUAAGGCUUGCUGAGUGCUGUAAAGCUCUUCAAAUUGCCUCUAAGAUAUGAACUUCUGUGCUAUGCGAGUGCAGCACAGUAUUUAAACAGGUUUUGUGAUUUCCUUUUUUUGUGAUUUGGCAUUUUCUCUGUAUUCAUUCCCUUGGAUGUGAGAUUUUCAGAGGCUGUUGACCUCAGCAUAUGUCUCUGAGGCCCAUAACGUUUUGUGAAGAUGAGCACGGAAGGCCUGUCUUUGAGCUGAACUCGCUAAAGUGAUGAUUUCAGUGUAAAUGUACUUUUUGCUAAGUUAACAAAGAUAAUAAAGCACUGGGCAUUUUUCAGCCAUUGUUUGGUUUCUCCAUUUCUGGUUGCAAAUGAACUCAUGGCUCAUUAUAAACAGGC